Molecule: messenger RNA, 2427 nt
Organism: Lepus europaeus (European hare)
Lineage: Eukaryota; Metazoa; Chordata; Mammalia; Lagomorpha; Leporidae
Gene: SOAT2
Product: sterol O-acyltransferase 2
Exons: 15
Coding region: 250-1824 (524 amino acids)
Biological process (GO): cholesterol efflux; cholesterol metabolic process; cholesterol homeostasis
Cellular component (GO): endoplasmic reticulum membrane
Molecular function (GO): cholesterol binding; cholesterol O-acyltransferase activity; fatty-acyl-CoA binding
Source: RefSeq, a predicted model, not a curated record
CCUCCCGGCUUGGAGCCAGGCCGCGGCCUGCUGGUGGUUGGGGAGCUGGAGGGAUGAGGCUGGCCCUGCAGAAGCGCUGCUCUUAGAUAACCUAUCAUGUUCCCAGAGGCCCCCUCCUCCUAAAAGGACUUUAGUCCUUGGAGCUGACAGCCGGGAGCCGAGUGGGGACAAGCACGGAGCAGGGCGUGCUGAGCCAGGAAGCAGCGGGCACAGCAGCUGGCUGCCCCCUCGAGAUUGGAGAGCCACACCAUGGAGCCAGGCGGAGCCCAUGUGCGGAGAAGGGGAGGCCUGGGGGGGGAGCAGGAGGAGCGGCCCCCCGGGCAAGGAGACACUGAGACGCACAGAGCCCCAGACUUGGCACAAUGGACGCAACAUAUGGAGGCUGUGAAGAGGCGAUUACUGGAACAAGCAGAGGGACAGCUGCGGGAGCUGCUGGAUCGGGCCAUGUGGGAGGCUGUACAGUCGCACCCGCUGCAAGGCAAACCUCCGCCCUUGGUUCCCCCACACUCCUUGAGCAAGGCACGGGAGCCACCGCCAGGCAAAAGGAAAGUUUUCAUCACCCGCAAGUCCUUGCUUGAUGAGCUGAUGGAGGUGCAGCACUUCCGCACCAUCUACCACAUGUUCAUCGCCGGUCUGUGUGUCUUCAUCAUCAGCGCCCUGGCCAUCGACUUCACCGAUGACGACAGGCUGGUGCUGGAGUUGGACCUACUGAUCUUCAGCUUUGGGCAGCUGCCCCUGGCGCUGGUGACAUGGGUCCCCAUGUUCCUGUCCACCCUGCUGGCGCCCUACCAGGCCCUGCGGCUGUGGGCACGGCCGUGCUCCAGCCGCGCAUGGGCGCUGGGGGCCGGCCUGGGCUGCUCGAUGCUGGCCGCCCACGCAGCCUUGCUGUGCGCGCUCCCGGUGCACGUGGCCGUGAGGCACCAGCUGCCCCCCGCCUCCCGCUGCAUCCUGGUCUUUGAGCAGGUCCGGUUCCUGAUGAAAACCUACUCCUUCCUGAGAGAGUCUGUGCCUGGAAUCCUUUCAUCCAGAGGAGGUGAGGGAACCCAGGCCCCCAGUUUCUCCAGCUACCUCUACUUCCUCUUCUGUCCCACACUCAUCUACAGGGACACGUACCCCAGGACACCCAGCAUCAGGUGGCAUUAUGUGGCCAAGAACUUGGCGCAGGCUCUGGGCUGCGUCCUCUACGCCUGCUUCAUCCUGAGCCGUCUCUGUGUCCCUGUUUUUGCCAACAUGAGCCGAGAGCCCUUCAGCACCCGGACGCUGGUGCUCUCCAUCCUGCACGCCACGUUGCCAGGCAUCUUCAUGCUGUUCCUCAUCUUCUUUGCCUUCCUGCACUGCUGGCUCAACGCCUUCGCCGAGAUGCUACGAUUUGGAGACAGGAUGUUCUACCGGGACUGGUGGAACUCCACGUCUUUCUCCAACUACUACCGCACCUGGAACGUGGUGGUGCAUGACUGGCUAUACAGCUAUGUGUACCAGGACGGGCUGUGGCUCCUUGGUGGCCGGGCCCGAGGCGCAGCCAUGCUGGGCGUGUUCCUUGUCUCUGCCAUGGUCCACGAAUACAUCUUCUGCUUUGUCCUGGGGUUCUUCUACCCUGUGAUGUUCAUGCUCUUCCUCGUCAUCGGAGGGCUGCUGAACUUCACAAUGAAUGACCAGCACACGGGCCCGGCGUGGAACGUGCUGAUGUGGACUCUGCUGUUCCUGGGCCAGGGGAUCCAGGUCAGCCUGUACUGCCAGGAGUGGUACGCACAGCGGCACUGCCCCCUGCCCCAGACAAGCUUCUGGGGGCUGGUGACGCCUCGCUCUUGGUCCUGCCACGCGUGAAGAUCAGGAUGCCCUUACCACAGAUGACACCACCAAGCUCGUCCCGGCCUGCCAUGCCAGGGACCAGGGCUCCUCUCUGCGCUUGUAAACUUGGCUUUGAAUCAAGGGUGAGGGGACCUGCAUGCAAGACCCCAGCCGGGAAUUUCAGGUUCUGGGAGUCUGCGCACCCUGGUGCGCCUGAGCACAGCCUCGGCAUGGGGGUGACCCCCGGGCCCCCAUCCCCAAGGGCUGCUCACAUGAGUGGGAGGCUUGAGGGGCCUUACAGAUUUAGGGAGGGUGGGGGGCACCUGAGAGAAGGGCUCGGUGCUUCACUUUGUACAUCUCCCAGUGCAACAAUAAACUUGCUCUCUUCCUUUUUAUACACUCAUUUGUUAAGACCUGCUCUGGGGCCGGCGCUGUGGUGCAGCGGGUUAAAGCCCCAGCCUGCAGCACCAGCAUCCCAUAUGGGCGCCAGUUCGAGACCCGACUGGUUCACUUCCGAUCCAGCUCUCUGCUAUGGCCUGGGAAAGCAGUAGAAGAUGGCCCAAGUCCUUGGGCCUCUGCACCCACGUGGGAGACCUGGAGGAAGCUUCUUGCUCCUGGCCUCUGAUUGGCGUAGCUCUG